Choloepus didactylus (southern two-toed sloth) is the source of this 675-nucleotide messenger RNA. Its product is annotated as interferon alpha-inducible protein 27-like protein 2. Lineage: Eukaryota; Metazoa; Chordata; Mammalia; Pilosa; Megalonychidae. The record is from RefSeq and is a predicted model, not a curated record. The transcript is spliced from 4 exons. Gene Ontology annotation, cellular component: membrane; mitochondrion. The coding region runs from base 194 to 655 and encodes 153 amino acids. Gene Ontology annotation, biological process: apoptotic signaling pathway.
CGGGGCGAGCCGAGGGGAGCCGGACCCAGCCGGGAACAGCCGGGCGGAGCGGAAGGCGCCUGCUGCGUUGUCCUAGAGCUGGCCCUCGGCGGGGGGUGCCCCUGUUGGCCGGCGGACAAAGUGCGCCCGCCCUGCGCGGUCCCGGCGAUCAGGCGGCUCCUAGGACGAGUUGGGACAAGGGCGGCGCAGUACCAUGCUGAAACGGGCGGCGGCCGCUGCCAUCGGCGGAGAAACCGUCAAGGAGGUCCUAAGGGCUUACAUCCCCCAACAAAGCUCCUCUCCCCCAGUUGUGGCCGUGGGGGCUGUGCCCGUGGUGCUCAGCGCCGUGGGCUUCACCAGCGCAGGAAUCGCGGCCUCCUCCAUCGCUGCCAAGAUGAUGUCCGCUGCCGCCAUCGCCAACGGGGGUGGCAUUAGCGCGGGCAGCCUGGUGGCUAUUCUGCAGUCAGUGGGGGCAGCUGGACUCUCUACGUCAUCCAACAUCCUGCUGGGGUCUGCUGGGUCAGCUUUUGGGGCCUGGCUGGGGAAUUCGAAAAAGGUACCCCCUCCCCAUCCCCCAGUCAAACCCGGGGCUGAAGGGGACCAGUCUGCAGGAGAAAAUGCACCCCAAGUUGAACCUCCAAAAACCCCCUUCAAGUCAGAGAAAAAUGAGAAAUAAAGAUCAUGUGCUGAUAUACA